Messenger RNA from Meira miltonrushii, 1589 nucleotides. RefSeq names its product putative translation initiation factor eIF2 gamma chain. Gene Ontology annotation, molecular function: tRNA binding; GTP binding; GTPase activity. Gene Ontology annotation, cellular component: cytosol; eukaryotic translation initiation factor 2 complex. The coding region runs from base 134 to 1540 and encodes 468 amino acids. The transcript has a single exon. NCBI's taxonomy places the organism in Eukaryota, Fungi, Basidiomycota, Exobasidiomycetes, Exobasidiales, Brachybasidiaceae. The record is from RefSeq and is a predicted model, not a curated record. Gene Ontology annotation, biological process: positive regulation of translational fidelity; formation of translation preinitiation complex.
CGACAAAAUAUUCACAAUGCUUUAAGCGGCCUGGUGGAAAACUUCUCGCGCGAAGUCACUUCCACAACUCGAGCGACACUCACAACUGAAUUGACCAUCAUCUACAACAAUCACAUUUGCGGAAAGUGAAAAGAUGGCGACUGCCAACGGUACAGCUGAUGGCGUUUCCAACAUCACAGAAGGAGUGGAUUCACUUUCACUUGAUGUGACAAAACUUUCUCCUUUGAGUCCUGAAGUGAUUUCUAGACAAGCAACGAUUAACAUUGGUACGAUUGGACAUGUGGCACACGGAAAAUCAACAGUUGUAAAAGCUAUCUCUGGAGUACAAACAGUUCGUUUCAAGAAUGAAUUGGUAAGAAAUAUUACCAUCAAAUUGGGUUAUGCGAAUGCAAAGAUUUAUAAAUGCGAUAAUGAACAAUGUCCAAGACCGGGAUGCUACAAAUCCUAUCCUUCUGGAAAGGAAGAUACACCUCCUUGUGAACGAUCUGGAUGCGGUGGAACGAUGCGAUUGCUACGACAUGUCUCUUUCGUUGAUUGUCCAGGUCACGACAUUUUGAUGGCUACCAUGUUAAACGGUGCAGCUGUGAUGGACGCAGCACUCUUGUUGAUCGCCGGAAACGAAUCUUGUCCUCAACCUCAAACAUCAGAACAUUUGGCAGCAGUUGAAAUUAUGAAACUACGCGAUAUCAUCAUUUUACAGAACAAGGUCGAUCUAAUUCGCGAAAAUGCUGCUGAAGAACACUGGCAAAGUAUCGUCAAAUUCGUAAAGGGUACAGUGGCUGAUGGAGCACCAAUCGUACCAAUUUCUGCUCAAUUGAAGUACAACAUCGAUGCAGUGAACGAAUACAUUGUCAAAAGAGUUCCAAUUCCCGUUCGAGAUUUCACCACUUCGCCUAGACUGAUCGUCAUUCGUUCUUUCGACGUCAAUAAGCCAGGAGCUGAAGUGGCUGAUCUGAAGGGUGGUGUUGCUGGUGGUUCGAUUUUGAGCGGUGUUCUACGGUUAGGACAAGAGAUUGAAGUUCGUCCAGGAUUGGUCACAAAGGAUAACGAAGGAAAGACACACUGCAAGCCAAUUUACUCAAAGAUUGCAUCCCUAUUCGCCGAGCAUAACGAUUUGAAAUUCGCCGUUCCAGGUGGUUUGAUCGGUGUGGGAACAAAGAUUGAUCCUACCCUAUGUCGUGCUGAUAGAUUGGUCGGUCAAGUUUUGGGUGAAGUCGGAAAGCUACCACUUAUUUACGUUGAAUUGGAGAUCAACUACUUCUUAUUACGGAGAUUGUUGGGUGUUGCAUCUGGUGACAAGAAACAAACAAAGGUGCAAAAAUUGGCAAAGAAUGAAGUUUUGAUGGUUAACAUUGGUUCAACUUCUACCGGUGGUCGUGUGAUGUCAGUCAAAGCAGAUUUGGCAAAGAUUUUCCUCACUUCACCUGCUUGCACAGAAAUUGGUGAAAAGAUUGCAUUGAGCAGACGUGUGGAUAGACAUUGGCGUUUGGUUGGAUGGGGUACAGUGCGUGCGGGAACGACUGUUGAAGUGGACAAAUAAAGGACUUUCUAUAGGAUAUGGAUCGUCAACAACCAAAAAAGAUGACGAG